AAUUUCAAAAUAGUUCGGCACGGCUUCGGCUUACCGCUUUUCUAACUUCUAAAUGAACAAUGGGUACAUACAUAAUCUUAUUUUAAAUUUAAAUAAUUAACUAAUAAAAUACGGUCAAUUCAUCUAUCAUCGUGAAUCUAUAAUGGAGGGAGAUAUUGAAGUAUUGGAAAAAGCCAUUCAAAAUCUUGAAGCUAUUGGGGAAAAGGAUGACGAUUUGUCACAUCAGGACCUGUAUAAAAAUUGGGGAAAAUAUGGAUCUCAAGAGGAACGACGCAAAGAACUCUUAGAAACCCAAAAAAGCAAUAGACAGAAUAAGGUUGAUAAAUUAAGAGGACUUAUUAACGUUGUGGAACAAGAAAAAACAUUCAAACCAAGUAACAAAGUGUCUUACAGACCAAAUAUUUAUGUAGCUGGAUUUCAUAAAACACCUCAAACAUAUAGUAAUGUUUUAAUGCUAUCUGAAUGGCUGAUCGAGAAACCCUCAGACUUUGAAACAAAUUGGUACAUUGUCCCUUGCCCUAAAGCAAUGAGAUUGCUUGUCAUAGCUUUUCAUGGUAACACUAAAUGCUUUACCAAGUAUGGUCAUUUUAAAUUUGAAUGUUGCACGUCACUGCCGGGUGGUAAUCCUAAAUCAAGUGGAAAUUGUGUGUUGGAUUGCUUUUAUGAUAAAGAAUCAAAUACAAUGUAUGUGUUAGAUUUACUAGCGUGGAAUAAUCAGCCUAUGACAGAUGGAGAGACAGAAUUUCGACAAUUUUGGAUGCAAACUCACUUAAAUGAUAUCUCAGCUAUUAAAAAAAUAUCUAAUUUUAACAAAGUCAUCUUUAAAUUAUUACCAAUGAUACCAUGUACGAAGGAAAACUUAAAUAAUUUGUUCUCAAAGUUCCCGCCUUGUGAUGAUCUAGAUUUCCCAGCAUUAGAUGGAUUGUUAUUUUACCACAGGCAAGCACAUUAUUUUGCUGGACAGACACCAUUAGUAGGCUGGCUCUUCCCAUAUAUGGUCAAUGAAGUUCUUGGCCAAGAUAUCACAGUGAGCUCAGAGUAUUUAGCUGGAACACCUGAAGAUUAUACAAAUCAAUCUGAUUUUAUAUCAAGGUUUGAAGAAAAGUUAAAAAAGAGAAAUAGAAGGAGUAGAAACAACAGCUCUAUGGAGACUGAAUAUGUGGAGAGUGAAGAAAACAUAGAAAGUGACAAGAAAGUGGACAGCAUGGAAUCGGAAGAUACAAGAAUAGAUCCUAGAAACAAGUGAGGCUACAACUCGGACAAAUUAAAAUAAUUAUUAAUACGUUUUAACGUAUUUUUAUUGUUUUGACACCGACAGUUAAUAUCAGAUGUGAAUACUACACGUCAUUCAUAUUAACUUACGUCGGCAACAUGUGUCAUAUAACUUUUACGACGUCUAUUUCAUUGGUAUCUUUUUAGCUGGUUUAAAAGUUCAUCCCAAAACAAUGGUUUCGCUGGGUAUCGAAGAUUGGAUAUAUUUGUAAUUAAUUAAAUAUCAAAACAUUUUUAUUGAUUUGCAAUGUCUCUCGCUUAUUAUCUGUAUUUUAAAUUGUGAUAUUUUUGUUAUAUAUUAAUUGUAUACCUACCACACUACAACCGAAAAACGGACUGCAUCCACUCUAUAGCGCCGUUCACGAUUCGCUCGCGGUCCAAUCUCGGUCUGCUAAUAUUAUGAAAUGAAAAACAAUAUGUGCAUUCAUACUAUCCGGAGCAGUCAAGUUCCGGUCGAAUCCAAGUGAUAUUCGAAGAAAAUUAUACUAGACGAAGAACGAACUGUGAACAGCAUUAUAGCGUUGAUCCAGCCUUAAUAGUUUGUGUUUUCCAUCAAAUUAAUCAAUAGACAAAAAUAAAUCUUUUUGUACGAAAUAUAUUGUUAAUAUUGUACAUUUUUUAAUGCAUUUGGAUCUGGUGAAUAAUGUUAUGUUAU
This is a messenger RNA of Pieris napi, 1927 nucleotides long. It is a transcript of the gene Snup, whose product is annotated as snurportin-1. The record is from RefSeq and is a predicted model, not a curated record. Bases 143 to 1246 code for a protein of 367 amino acids. Gene Ontology annotation, cellular component: nucleus; cytoplasm. Lineage: Eukaryota; Metazoa; Arthropoda; Insecta; Lepidoptera; Pieridae. Gene Ontology annotation, molecular function: protein binding. The transcript has 8 exons. Gene Ontology annotation, biological process: snRNA import into nucleus.